UACGCGGCACUCGCGAGGACGUUAGCCCGCCGACCGCCGGCCGCCGCACACGCGUCGCGCGCGUUACCAUGUCCCGCGCCCGUUCCAUGUGUUAAAACUGUUAAACUGUGCCUGGAUCACUUCUCGUUCACUAUGAGUGAAUCGCUGCUGAAAGAGGAUCCGCUCUCUAGGAUCCAGAGGGAGAUAAUAGAGGUCACAGAAAGAGAGAGAGAAUUCAAGGAAGGGCACUUCAGGGUGAACAGAAUGCUGUCGGAGUCGACGAUUGAGAUGAACCAUCAGAAUGGUCACAUGAAUGGUGACGCGGAGAAACCGCCGCGUACGUUGAACCGUGCUGUAUCUACGUCACAGCUCCUCGGGCCUAUCGCCCCGUCGCCGCCCACACCACCGGCUUUGCUGAACACAAAUGGCUACACGAGACGCUUCACACCUCAGAAUGGAACCAAAGGCAUCAUGCAAAGGUUCAUAGCCAACAAAGGGAAACUCCCUACAACCUCACCUAUGACGCCUACAUCGCCUGUCGCAUUCGCUCCACCUCUAAUCUUCACACCUUCCCCUGUAGUGACCCCUAUCAGCCCUACAACGCCUAUCAUCACACGCACGUCUGAAGGCAAACCCGUGCGAAAAGGAUACGUACCUGUUGAGGAGAAAAUCCAGAAAGAGCUUCAAGACAUGAAGGAUAGAGAACACGAACUGAAACGCAUGAGGAAGAAGCAGAGGCCUUUUGAUUUAGAGUUGAGUGAUAAUGAGACUAGCUCCGAGUCUGAGGACGAAGAGAUCCCGAUGCCAGGGAAAUUAAAGGCGACUAAAUCCAUAGGAGAGCUGUAUGAGGCUUUAAAUGAUGAGCUACGGUCACCGUCGCCAAGGAACAGCUCUGGACAUGAGUCUAUAGGAAGUUUGAAGCCGGCAAAAUCCUUGGCUGAGUUGUGUGAACUCAGUCCAGGACAGGAAUUCCUGGCGCCAAGUUCUACAAGACUCAUCGCGCAGUGGGAGUCCAUCAUUCAGCAGAAACACGAAACUGGUGCGGCCUAACUGGUGUUACGAGAUAUCGUAUGAUAAGUCCAAUGUGAUCGUCGCUCGGAUGCGGCGCCGAAAUGUGUGUGGGUUUUGGUAACUUUAUCUAGUGCGAAACACGAUACGGUACAAUGGACAGUCUAAUAAGCAGGUCGCGAGUGUGAAUGAACGUCUGGUGAAGAAAUUACAGCGGUUUUUGUCCCGCAAACUUCAGCUGAUCGAUUUCUUUCAUCGAUCAGUCGCGGCGCGCAAUUAAUUUUCUCCCGAUCGCGAACAAUGCAAAUGAUGGUUAUCCGUAACAGCAAUUAUCUCGUGCAUGCGUUGUUGGAAAGCGGCCGAUACAUGAUCCGAACUCCUCGAAGUGUAAGUUUCUUCCUAUUGUUUGGUAUCUGAAUACUGAAAAACCUGGGUAUUUUGCGUCGCUUUCCCAGUCCGCGGGACACGCCGCCGGCUCCAUUGUGCUGCCUUUCUUGGCGUUGUGAGAAAACUUAUGAUCAUAAAAACCGAUGAUUAGCCGGGAAUUCGCUCCCAGUGCCACAAUAAAGCGAUUAAUAACGCUAUUCAGCAUGACGUGGAUUGUUUUCUGUUUCCCGCGUGUCACCGCGGUUCUGUUAUGUGUGGUCAUUGCGUUAACUACGCCAAUAAUCGUUAUUUAUCUGUCAAAAGAUUAGGGAACUUUCAACUUCCACACAGUAAGAGAUUGAUGGAUGAGCUACGAAUGAGUAUUCGGCCGAAGCUGGCCUUCGAAUGUUUUGAUGGACCGAGCACCUCCAUUCGUGUUCAUAUUUCACUAUCAUUUAUAACUCUAAUGAGCGUUCGCUUGGCCCGUCAAUUGGGUCACUAGUGUUCCUUUCAAUUUCUAGUAUUAAUGUACUUAACUCUUCACUUUAACGAGUGCCUUUGAAAGUCAGUAGUGUCAAAUAGCGUGCCUUAUUUACAUCUAGUUCUAGUGCACAGAAAUUGCUCUUUAUUUCUUUUAAUUUUAUAUAAUAUCCUAAUCUAAUGCAUUUUUUACAUUCCAUUCUAACUUUUAACUUUAUUUAAGGAAGCAGUUCAAACAAUAAUGUUAAUUUGAGGCAGUAACUGAUUAAUUAUUGUGAUUAAUUAGUGCUUUAUGAAGGCCGAAAGGCAUCAACCUUGACUGUAGUUUCUUGAUGAUUAUUUUUCAUUUCUUAUGCAAUGUUGCGAAUUUUUAUAUUCUAACUAAUGCAUAGGCAAAACAACCAUGUCACUAGCUUUAGAUGUAGCCAUAAAAUGCGGUGUGUGUGGAAUGGGACACUGUCAUAACACGUGUUAUUGUGUCAUUGGACGAAAGCGUGCGACAGAUUAUAAAUAGCUAAUAUGUUGGGUUCUGAGUUUUGCAUUUUAUACAUUGUAUUUUUUAUAAGUGGGAUUGUGAUUAGGGGUAGAUUUUGUGGUUAUUCGUUGGUAAUAUUUGAAACUACGUGAUAUGUAAUUUUCCCGAAAGGUUGAUCUAUCUAUUGACGAGAAUAUAUUUUAAAUUGUCUGUUAUUCCUAAUAAAUCUUUAUUGGUGAACUUUUAGAGUCGUCAUACGACAUCGUACUACCAUAAAUAAUUGUCUAUUGUAGUUUAGUUAGCCAAACACGCUUAGAGGGCCUGAAUAUUGACUGAUCUCGUUCUUACCGCAAAAAUAUCGUGCGUAAGAAAAGACGGUAUUUUGUCAGCUUGGUAUUGACUGUCACAUUUGACUACCCAGAACGUAGUUUUGUGCCAAUUAUGGUAGUACACUUAGUAUAGUCCAGUUCACAAACAUAUUUUACAGGCCAACGUUUCAAAAAUAUUUACACUCUAAGUCUAAGAUGCCGAAAAGGAGAUGGCGGGACGCGGACGGGACGACUUGGACGCAUUUAAUCCGGAACGACAGGGUCGAGUAAACGAACGACACUAAAUUAGGCUAGUAAAAAAAAAACCAGUAAGAUAUGUACUGAUAUUAAGGCCGUGUAAAUAUAUUUUUGGAACGUAGGCUUGUAUUAAAGAUGUUUGCUAACUCGACCGUACAGUCGCGUUUUGACUAUUCUAUGUCAUUCCUCAAAGUUUGAAAUGUAUUCUGCUGGACUAUUUUAGCAUAUUAAUAAAUUAGUCAAAUUAAUUUAAUUUUAUUAGUUACUAGAGCAAAAUAAUAAUAAUCGAGAUUGAUAGUAUUAAUUGUUGCAAUAAGGCCGACGGUGCCAGCGUAGGAUCUUAUUGAAAUAUUUAUUGUAAUAUACGAAAUGCUCGUCGUAAUAUUUGCGAGCGAAAUAUUUAUAAAAGCCAUCCUAAAUGUUUUUCUAUUGAAAAAAAAAACGGAGAAUACUAAGGGUAUAGAACUUGUACAUGUCUGAUUGCAACACGACGUCGAACCGGCAAAAUCGGUGAUAGAAAUUUUAUAGUUUGUCUAACUUUAGUCUUCACCGCUAAUUUUAUAGUUUGUAUAACUUUAGUCUUCACCGGUAAUUUUUUUCUGAAAAUAUGAUGUUUAUAGGUGCACUGAAAACUUUUAACUUACCACUCUAUGGUCAAUGUGGGGAAAACCGACAUAUACAAUUUUUGUUUGAGAAGACCGUCACAGAGCCAGAACUCUCGUAUUUGUAUAUGUACUUCGGUCAGACAGUCAGAAAGGAAGAACUUCUCUCCUUCUGCUCUGCCUUCUGCACAGAAUAACUAAUCCUUCUGUAAGUGAAGUAUGUGUUCAAACAUAAGAGUUAGAAGUUCUUCUUCUUCUUCUUGUGUUAGGGGCUAUAUAAGGCACCAAAGCCUAUGUAUCAGUGCAACCAUCCCUGAUCUAUUGUGAUCGCCACCUACUACAACUCUCGAUCCAAACCUGCAACUUCAAACAGCUGCAGGAUCUUUUUGAUUUCGAGAGACUAACUCUUUAGAAGUUAGAAGCAAUGAAACAGUUUGCAGAAGGUCUUACCUGAAGGUCUUCUCCACAUUGACCGUAUGUACCUAGUUACUAAAGGUCGCUACACACGUACAUUUUCUCAUCCUGCAUAUGGGCAGGAAAUUUUUGUACGGAAGUGUUAUUGAGUGACCGUCCGUUGUUUAGGAAUUUUUCCGGGCUUGUCCUAGAUGGCAAUAAAACAUGUCCAAACCGUCAAGAAAAGAGCCUAUUCCCGUCUUAAUGGCACUUACAACCCCCCUGGUAUCUAUGGGUCUGCUCGUUUGCCUCCUAUAUAAUAAUAAAAAAAUUACGAUGCUAAUAAUUUUAUUUUUGUCCGGUAUAACGUAGUGUUGCAGUUGUGUAGUUAUGUCUGUUCUUUCCAAUUAUUCUGUUAAAAUAUCUUUUGAAUAUUACUACAUGUAGGUCCAUGAUGGAUACUUUCUUAACGUUCCGCAAAAAAUGUGAUAAUAAAUUGCCUUAAUAUUGUUAACUUUACAUUAUAUUAUAUACAGUUUUGUAAAAUACCGUUCCGACCGUUUACAAAUUAAAUGAACUACUUAUUUAUAUAAUAUUGUGCAUAGUAGUUAAAUUGUUAAUUUAUAAAUAUUUAAGUUUUUGAAAUAAAUACAUUGUGAAAAGCA
Messenger RNA from Cydia strobilella, 4534 nucleotides. RefSeq lists its product as uncharacterized. The record is from RefSeq and is a predicted model, not a curated record. The transcript is spliced from 2 exons. NCBI's taxonomy places the organism in Eukaryota, Metazoa, Arthropoda, Insecta, Lepidoptera, Tortricidae. The coding region runs from base 133 to 1029 and encodes 298 amino acids.